Messenger RNA from Macroventuria anomochaeta, 1164 nucleotides. RefSeq lists its product as uncharacterized. The record is from RefSeq and is a predicted model, not a curated record. The annotation marks the transcript as partial. Lineage: Eukaryota; Fungi; Ascomycota; Dothideomycetes; Pleosporales; Didymellaceae. Gene Ontology annotation, biological process: positive regulation of transcription by RNA polymerase II. The transcript has a single exon. Gene Ontology annotation, molecular function: DNA-binding transcription factor activity, RNA polymerase II-specific.
ACUUUCUUUUCUGAGACCAUGACCACACCAGCAAUGAUGGCCUCUGGUCCUCUGACCCCACCAUCGAUCGACUCGGUCCCCACCACCAUCAAAAUGGAGGACCUCCAAGUCCCAUACACAACACCAUCACCAUCACCAUCUUCUAUGGACACAUCAGAGCCCUCCGCACAAACACCGGCACCCUUGACAACAGGGAGCAAACCGGUAAAAAAGAGGAAAUCAUGGGGCCAAGUUCUCCCAGAACCGAAGACCAGCCUACCACCCCGCAAGCGAGCCAAGACCGAGGACGAGAAGGAGCAGCGACGCAUCGAGCGUGUAAAACGUAACCGCCUCGCCGCCCACAACUCUCGCGAACGUAAGCGUCAAGAGACCGAGCACCUCCAACAACAGAAGGACGCCCUCGAGGCCGAAAUGAACGCACUCCGCGAGAAGGCUAACAGGGUUGAUAAGCUGGAGGCCGAGCUCAGAUACUGGCACCAGAAGUACCCUGGUGAGAAGGCUGAGUCAUCCGACGUGACCUUCAGCUUCACCGAGACCGUCGAUACCUUCAACCCCUCGCAGGCUCUCUCGGCGCCUCCAUACUCUCCCAUUUCAAUGGACUCGAUGGAUUCACCAAGAGAUUCGUCCUGCCAGCCUGAGACGCCCGCCUCCACAUUCGAGGCCAUCCCCGAAUUCGACUCGACACAAUAUCCUGCUGCGAUGUUGUGUGACCUGCAGUGUCAGUCGAUUUCGGGCAUGGCCUCCCCCAUGGCGGCGAUCCUUGCCUAUCUUACUCUCUUCAACCUCUACAUACAGUCGAUACAAAGCCUGUUGUCCUCGACAACCUCUUCGACUUCGACCAGUUCCCUGAAGGUUCUCAUUCAGUGGAACCCAAUGUUAGCCUGGCUCACAACGAUGACUUUUUCGGCACAGCCUUCUUUGGCCCAGGCUCAACUUCAGACUACUCAGGCCUUCCUGACGGUUUUGAAGCAAAGUUCUUUGACAUGCAGAGUGCCUCUGGCGCACCUUUCGGUUGCGACGAGGCUCUCGCAGCAGACAACUAGCUUCGAGAACGCCAUCAAGCCUGGUAGCGAGAAGAGCGAGACUGGGUCUCUUGGUGGCGUCCGAAGCUCACGAUUGAUGAAGUCUUGUAGGCUUAGACAAUUAGGUCGGCGUAAGGGUGUA